Messenger RNA from Alligator mississippiensis (American alligator), 5742 nucleotides. RefSeq names its product alpha-2-macroglobulin-like protein 1. Lineage: Eukaryota; Metazoa; Chordata; Crocodylia; Alligatoridae. Gene Ontology annotation, cellular component: extracellular region. The transcript has 36 exons. The record is from RefSeq and is a predicted model, not a curated record. The coding region runs from base 139 to 4434 and encodes 1431 amino acids. Gene Ontology annotation, molecular function: endopeptidase inhibitor activity.
CUCACGAUCCAGAGACUAUAUCAGGCUAGAGGAGGCUGAUUUGCAGCAAAGAGCUUCAGGGAUAGGGAGGAAGAAACACCCAGGGAGAGUGAGGUGUGUUUCCCCCCUCACCCCAGUCUUGUCUGCCCUUCACAAGGAAUGGAGACCCCACCAACCUCAGCCUGCCUGAUCUUCCUCAUCUUGCACCUCGCAGCUGGGACCUUCGCAAAGCCGCAAUAUGUGGUGGUGUUUCCAGCUGAGCUCUACCAUUCGCACACCGGGAUGGUGUCAGUCCACCUGGCCAAACUCAGCAAGACUGUCCAGGUGAUCAUCCAGCUGCAGAGGAAGAGUGAGCCCAGCAAUAUCACCCUGCUGAAGAGAGUGGUCCAGGAGUUCCAUCUUCAGGAAACCGUGCCUUUUCCAGUUCCAGCCCCAGCUACUGGGGGGGAGGAAGUUGCCCACCUGCACGUCUCAAUUGAAGGAGAUUCCCUGAAGUUCUCUGAGCGGAAGAAAGUGCUGCUGAAAGCACUGGAGCCUGGGACCUUCGUACAGACAGACAAACCCAUCUACAAGCCUGGACAGACAGUGAAGUUUCGAGUCGUCAGUUUGGAUAAAGACUUUGUCCCCAGUAACAAGGAGGUGACCCUGGUGACCCUCCAGGAUCCCAACGGGAACCGCAUUGCUCAGUGGCGAGAUGUGGCUCCACAGCAGGGCAUCGUGGACUUGUCCCUCCCCUUGCCCACAGAGCCGGCCCUGGGGACGUACUCCAUCAAUGUGGAGGACACUAAGCACUUCUUCAGCGUGGAGGAAUGCGUGCUGCCCAAGUUUGAAGUGACCAUUGAGCUGCCCCCUGUGCUGAAAGUGCUGGAUGACGAGCUCCAAGUGCGAGUGUGUGGCCGAUACACCUAUGGGAAGCCCGUGCUGGGGAAGGUUCAGAUCAGCCUGUGCCGGCAUCGGCUUCAGUAUCAAUGGCCCCAGAUCCAUCUCACUGAAGACCCAUCCAGGGAGCCAUGCAUUGAGUUUGAUAGCCAAACAGAGAAGAAUGGCUGCUUUUCCUUAAAGCUGGGGACAGCUCCCUUCAGCCUGACCUACUCUGGCUACCAAAUGAGCCUCGAAGCCAAGGCCUCACUACAGGAGGAUGGGACAGGGGUGGAGCACAAUGCAACCAAGAGCUGCAAGAUUGUGUCUGAUGUGGCCACAUUGACAUUUGAAGAUGCUGACACUUUUUACAAGCCUGGAAUCCCCUACACUGGCAAGAUGUUCCUGCAGGAUGCAGGUGGUUCUGCCCUGAAGAAUGAGGAGCUGCAGCUCUUGAUUACUGCUGAAGCAGUGAGCAAGACCCAAACUGGGAAGUUCAAGGAAGUAGUUCACACCCAUCAGGAGGGGAGAAUCUUUCCCAGGUACCCUGAGACCAUCCACCUCCUAAAGCCCUUCUACUCUGAGAGCAGAAGUUUCCUGAAGAUCCGUGCACCAGGAGGGGUGAUGCCCUGCGACCAGACCCAACAGCUCCAGGUGGAUUACAUCAUUGCCAGGACAGCCAUGGGGGAUGACUCCAAAAGUCUGGAUUUCAUCUUCCUGGUUGUGGCCAAGGGAGCCAUCAUAAGGAGCCUUUGGAAAGGACUAGACUUUGGAGAGGGGGCUGAGCUGAAGGGCUCCUUCUCCAUUGAGCUGCCUGUUGGGGCUGAGCUGUCACCCUCUGCCAAGGUGCUGGGUUAUACAGUGCUGCCCAAUGGAGAGAUGGCUGCCGAUAGCACUGAGCUUCACAUGACCAAGUGCUUCCCGAACACGGUGAAGCUGGCAUUCUCGGAGGGCAGGGCCCUGCCAGGCUCACAGCUCAACCUUCAGGUGCAGGCUGCCCCUGGCUCUCUGUGUGCUGUCCGUGCCGUGGAUCAGAGUGUGCUGCUCAUGAAACCUGAGACUGAACUCAGUACUGAUACAGUCUAUAACUUGCUCCCUAAAUUUCCCGAAGACUACCCCAUUGCUGCUCAAGAUUCACCUGACUGCCCAGAAAGGCGCUGGAGGCACAUGUGGUUGAGAAAGAGGGAUCACCUGUGGUUUAACUCCUACUUCUUGUUUCAGGAUGCAGCCUUGAAAUUAAUCACCAAUGCUAACAGUGUACAUUCUUGCAAAACAGAGGUCCAGACUCUACACACUGACAAUUUUGAAAAAGAGACAUUCAUGGUCUUCCAUAAUCAAGCAGUAUCAGUGUAUUUCUUCAUGCUUUCCAAGACAACUGAGGUAUUAGAUGUCAAUCAUGUGCUAGUGUCCAACAGUGAAGAGAAGACAGCCAUGAGAACAUACUUCCCAGAGACGUGGCUGUGGGACCUGGUCCCUGUAGGCGAGGGGGGCUCCAAGGACUUCCCAGUCACCAUCCCUGACACCAUCACAGAAUGGAAGGCCGGGAUGUUCUGUACAGCAGGUGUUGGUUUUGGACUCUCCCCCAUGGCCACUUUGACAGCCUUCAAGCCAUUCUUUGUGGAGCUGGCCUUGCCAUACUCUGUGAUACGGGGAGAGGCCUUCACCCUAAAGGCCACUGUCUUCAACUACCUGCUGCAAUGCAUCAAGGUGCAGGUGACACUGGUGAAGUCUACGCAGUUCCAGGUACAGGCUGUCGGCGAGAGCGCUUACACCAGCUGCCUCUGUGAAAAUGAGGGGAAAACCUUCCAGUGGGAGGUGACGGCCACCAGCCUGGGGGAGGUCAACUUCACCAUCAGCACCAAGGCCCUGCAUACUGAGGAGCUGUGCCACAAUGAGGUGGUUGUGGUGCCUACCCAGGGACAAGUGGACACUGUCAUAAAGCCCCUGCUGGUCCAGCCAGGUGGGAUCCUGAAUGAGAAGGCACACAGCUCCCUGCUCUGCCAGGAAGCGUCAGACAAAGUCUCCCUGGAGGUUCCUGGGAACAUUGUGGCAGGCUCUGAGCAAGCCCACAUGACUGUCCUGGGUGACAUGAUGGGCACAGCUCUGCAGAACAUCGACCACCUGCUGGCCAUGCCGUAUGGCUGUGGAGAGCAAAACAUGGUCCGUUUUGCUCCCAACAUCUACAUCCAGCAGUACCUGGAGAAGAGUGGACAGCUGACCCCAGAGAUCAGAGACAAGGCCCAGGGCUUCCUGAGGAGUGGGUACCAGCGCGAGCUAACAUUCAAGCAUGAUGAUGGCUCUUACAGUGCUUUUGGAAAGAGCGAUGCCACAGGCAACACCUGGCUGACAGCCUUUGUCCUCAAGUGCUUUGGUCAAGCCAGACCCUACAUCUUCAUUGACCAGGAGCACAUCGAAGAUGCCCUCAGAUGGCUGCAGCAGCACCAGCUGGAGAGUGGCUGCUUCCAGAGUGUGGGCAAACUACUGAACAACGCCCUGCAGGGCGGCAUCUCAGAUGAGAUCUCUCUCUCUGCUUACAUCACAGCUGCGCUGCUGGAGCUAGGACAGGCACUCACGGACCCCAUGGUGAGCAAGGCUCUCCAGUGCCUGCGGAAGUCCUCAAGCACCAGUGACAUCUACACACAGGCGCUGCUGGCUUACUCCUUUGGGAUGGCUGGGGAUGCAGAGCUGCGGAAUGCCCUUCUGACGAGCCUGGCCCGGCACAGCGCUGGCACUGGGGGGCAGCUCCAUUGGGAGAGGAAGGUGAAGCCCUCGCCUGGCACCGAGUCCUCGUGGGCCCAAGCCCUGUCAGCAGAAGUGGAGAUGACUGCGUAUGUCCUCCUGGCCUAUCUCUCCCCGCCCAAAGUGUCCACUGCUGACCUGGCCACUGCCUCCCAGAUUGUCCGCUGGCUCAGCAAGCAGCAGAACCCCUAUGGCGGCUUUGCGUCCACACAGGACACGGUAGUCGCCCUGCAGGCCCUGGCCAAAUACGCAGCUUUGACAUACAGCACGAGCGGGGACAUGACAGUGACAGUGAAGUCGCAGGGCAGUUUCCAGCAAGAAUUCCACGUGGACAACACCAACCGGCUGGUGCUGCAGCAGGCGACCCUGCCGCAAAUCCCUGGGGAGUACACAGUGACGACCCACGGCCAGGGCUGUGUCCUGGUGCAGCUAACCCUGCGCUACAACCUGCCGCCCCCGAACAGCGCUGCAACCUUUGACCUGCGUGUGGAAACAGACCCAAGGAAAUGCACUGGGAGUGCCAGAGCUGGCUUCAACCUCAUCCUGCACACCAGGUACAGUGGGGGACGUUCAGCCACCAACAUGGCCAUCCUUGAGGUCAAGCUGCCAUCUGGUUAUAUCCCUGACAAGAAGUCUGUGAAGAAGCUGAUGCAGCACUAUUUGAUGAAGAGGCUGGAGGUUCAGAAAGACCAGGUGAUUCUCUACCUGGAUGAGCUGACUAAGGCCACAGUGAGCUUCACCUUCUCCCUGAAGCAGGAUUUCCUGGUGAAGAAUCUCAAACCAGCUGCAGUGAGACUCUACGAUUACUACGAAAAAGGUGAGCAUGCAGAAGCUGACUACAGCGCCCCCUGCAGCUAAGCCUCCCAAAGCUGGCAUCUAAGGGAUAUUCUCACGGAAUUCACUGCCCUGCCAACCAGUUCCCUCCACACCCAUGAGCAGUCAGACACUCAAGGAUCUGUGGGGCUGACAGGCCUCUUCUCACCUGCUACUCCUAACUGCACCCUCCCCUCAACUUGGGCUGGACAAUCUGCAGCAGAGCAGACCUGACAUGGACUCUGAGCAUCCUCCUCCAACAACACAUCUCAGCUUGUUCUGGAAAUGUCCUCUUGUCCUCUCAGUCUCCAAAAAUGCCAGCAAAACCAAAGGAUCUGCAUGUGGGGUCAGUAGGUACAGUAUGGAUAUUUGGGUCUUGCUGCCUGUCAUGCCAGAAGCUACUCGCUAGACCUAGUGAAGUGUCGACCCAAGUACAAGGCUGCUUUCUUGCUGUGCCUGUCUGUCUGCCUCUGGUGGGAGCUGGCUGUGACCCUGAAUAUAGGACAUGGUUUCCCCAAUGUCAUGGGUCUUUCUUACCUUUUCACACAAGUGUAGACACAUGAGACAGAGCACCAUAUUCCAUGUGCUGCAUUUAACUGCUGUGAAUAGAAGAUUUGCCUUGUCUACAUGAAAAAGAGCAGGUUUAGUUCAAGCACAAUAAGCCACUAUCUUAAAAAAGCAUAUCUACACUGUGAACUAUACUGGUUACAAACUGAUGUAUCAUAACUAGUCAAUUUUUUUUUUAUAAAACACCUUCCUUUUCCUGUUAACUCUGGGUGCAUCUACACAUGAAAUUAAUGCAAUGCAAUAAACUCUAGAGUAAUUUGCACCAGAGUCAACUGCUGCUGAGCACAGCAUCUACAUGUGCGUCUGGGAUAGCAGCAAUUUGAUGCUUCCAAAUCUAAUGCGCUUUUUGGAGAAAUAGCAUCUUUCUGAUAGAUUUGUGCCUGUUCUUUCAGUUAAGGUUUCUUAGGAACUGUGGCCAGAAUGGCCUAUGAGAUUGACUCCAGACCAUGUAUACAAUGAGCUGCUAAGUCUCAGCACAGGGCACCACCAGUGUCCAAGUUCCCUGAGAUGGCAGGGAACUGUUUAGGUCAAAUAUACCCUACAUCAAGGGAGAACAUUUUCCUGACCCUUACAGGUGAUAGGCUACAUUUCUGAAGCACCAGAUGUGAUACUGAUCAUUGGCUUCCUGCAGACCCACCUGCGUGCUGACUGAGCAGCUCUGGCAGGCCUAGUUUACUAUGAGCUACUAUGAUGCAGUCAUUGACAUGCUGAAGUUCUCAAAAGAUGAUGUAAAAUCUCCACCUUUUGACCAUGAGCUUGCAAAGUAAACAGGCUUCUGUCUAGAAA